Messenger RNA from Dendronephthya gigantea, 2582 nucleotides. Its product is annotated as heat shock protein HSP 90-beta-like. The transcript has 7 exons. Lineage: Eukaryota; Metazoa; Cnidaria; Anthozoa; Malacalcyonacea; Nephtheidae. Gene Ontology annotation, molecular function: ATP-dependent protein folding chaperone; ATP binding; ATP hydrolysis activity. Bases 88 to 2289 code for a protein of 733 amino acids. The record is from RefSeq and is a predicted model, not a curated record. Gene Ontology annotation, cellular component: cytosol; perinuclear region of cytoplasm; plasma membrane. Gene Ontology annotation, biological process: protein folding; cellular response to heat; protein stabilization.
UUUUCUUCCUUUUUGAAACCACGUUGUGAGUGAUUAGGAGAUAUCUGCAUCUUGUACGAACAAGAAGUGAGGACCAUUCCUUCAAAAAUGUCUGAAAGUGAGAUAAAAACAAUGGACGAAGACAACGAAGUUGAGACCUUCGCCUUCCAAGCUGAAAUUGCUCAGUUGAUGAGCUUGAUCAUCAACACUUUUUACUCCAACAAGGAGAUAUUUCUCAGGGAACUCAUUUCAAAUUCGUCUGAUGCCUUGGAUAAGAUUCGCUACCAGAGUCUCACAGAUCCCACCAAGCUUGAUAAUUGCAAAGACAUGAAGAUGGAAAUUAUUCCGAACAAGGAUGACAAUACCCUCACCAUUAUUGAUACUGGUAUCGGAAUGACCAAGGCUGACCUUGUCAACAAUUUGGGAACAAUUGCUAAAUCUGGAACGAAAGCUUUCAUGGAAGCAUUACAGUCUGGUGCAGAUAUUUCUAUGAUCGGUCAAUUUGGUGUUGGUUUCUACUCUGCCUACUUGGUGGCAGAAAGAGUCGUCGUCCACACGAAGCACAAUGAUGACGAACAGUACGUCUGGGAGUCCUCGGCUGGUGGCUCUUUCACUGUUGCAAGAGAUGACUCGGAAAUGUACGGCAGGGGCACGAAGAUCAUUCUCUACAUGAAAGACGACCAGCUUGAAUAUCUUGAGGAGAAACGAGUGAAGGACAUUGUGAAGAAACACAGCCAGUUUAUUGGUUAUCCCAUCAUCUUGAAGGUUCAGAAAGAACGGGAAAAGGAAGUCAGUGAUGACGAAGAUGACGAGGAUGAUGAAGACAAGAAGGAAGAUGCGGAGGAGAAGGCUGAGAAUGGUGAAGCUGAAGAAAAUGGCGAGAAAGAGAAGGCGAAAAUUGAAGAUCUUGAUGAGGAUGCUGAGAAAGAAGGUGAGGAAAAGAAAAAGAAAAAAAUAAUGGAGAAGUACAUCGAUGAAGAAGAACUGAACAAGACGAAACCAUUAUGGAUGAGAAAUCCAUCGGAUAUCACGAGCGAGCAAUAUGCUGAGUUUUACAAGAGUCUGACAAACGACUGGGAGGAACAUCUUGCUGUCAAGCAUUUCUCAGUCGAAGGUCAACUCGAGUUUCGUGCCAUUCUCUUCGUUCCAAAACGUGCACCGUUCGAUUUGUUCGAAAACCGCAAGAAGAGGAAUAAUAUCAAGCUCUACGUCCGAAGAGUUUUCAUUAUGGACACGUGCGACGAUCUCAUCCCCGAGUACCUGAAUUUCGUCAAGGGCGUGGUCGACUCCGAAGACUUGCCGCUGAACAUCUCUCGUGAGACCUUGCAGCAGAGCAAGAUAUUGAAAGUCAUUCGCAAGAAUCUCGUCAAGAAAUGCAUGGAGCUUUUCAACGAAGUUGCCGAAGACAAGGAUAACUACAAGACCUUCUAUGAACAGUUCUCGAAGAACCUCAAACUAGGCAUUCAUGAGGAUUCCACCAACCGGGCAAAACUCGCCGAACUUCUUCGGUAUCACACCUCGUCCAGCGAUGACAUGACUUCGCUCAAGGAGUACGUCUCGCGGAUGAAGGAGGGUCAGAAGGAUAUCUACUACAUCACCGGUGAAUCCAAGGAUCAGGUCUCUAACUCGGCUUUCGUGGAGCGUGUGAAGAAACGAGGUUUCGAAGUUCUCUACAUGACCGAACCCAUUGAUGAAUACUCCAUUCAGCAGUUGAAGGAAUACGAUGGAAAGAAGCUGGUGAGCGUGACCAAAGAAGGCCUCGAACUACCCGAAGAUGAAGAAGAAAAGAAGAAACGCGAAGAACAAAACGCCGCUUUUGAAGAGCUUUGCAAGCUCAUCAAAGAGAUCCUGGACAAGAAAGUGGAAAAGGUCGUUCUCUCGAACCGUCUGGUUUCAUCGCCAUGUUGCAUCGUUACGAGCCAGUACGGCUGGUCUGCAAACAUGGAACGAAUUAUGAAAGCUCAGGCGCUUCGUGAUUCCAGCACCAUGGGGUACAUGGCCGCCAAAAAGCAUUUGGAAAUCAACCCGGAUCAUUCGAUCAUCAUCGCGUUAAACAAGAAGGUUGCCGAAGACAAGAAUGAUAAAUCUGUAAAAGAUUUAGUUCAUUUGUUGUUUGAGACAUCCUUGCUUUCGUCUGGGUUCACGCUCGAUGAACCUCAAGUUCACUCGGCUCGUAUUUACCGAAUGAUCAACUUGGGUCUUGGAAUUGACGAAGACGCGACUGAAGAUGCCGCCGGGGCUGAAGAGGACAUGCCACCUCUCGAAGAAGGAGGGGAUGAAGAUUCGAGCAAAAUGGAAGAAGUUGAUUAAACAAUGAUUGGAAACUCUUUCAAACGCUUCGCCAACAAAUUGCUAUUUUUGCUUACCUAGCUUUUGUCCCAUAUAACACAGACAUCGUGUCGUAAUUAGAAUCUUGCAAUUCGUAUUUGAUCUUUAAAAAACAAUGUAAUACUAAAGUUAUCUCAUUUUUGUUAUUAUUUAACGUUUGCCCUAUCCUCUUGUCGCUCUUUUGCUUAUCCGUAUAAAACAUUUGGGUUUUUGUCAACGAAUUGCUUAGUUAAUUUAGUGCUAGGGUGAAUAAAGAUAGUACAAGAAAAAGCUUG